This is a messenger RNA of Adineta steineri, 1617 nucleotides long. NCBI's taxonomy places the organism in Eukaryota, Metazoa, Rotifera, Eurotatoria, Adinetida, Adinetidae. The record is from the annotation of a GenBank genome assembly.
AUGGUGAACAAUAAAUCAUUAAUAUCUGUUCAAAUCAAUACACAAGUUGAUGCUAAACACGUAUCAACUUUUUCCAAGGAUGCAAUUGCAAAUCGACGUAUUAACAUGCAAAGAAUGCAAAAUGUUCUUUUAAUUUGGUUGGACAGUAAUAUUAAUGAUAAUGAUGCUGACUGUGAUAAUACAAUCCAGCAAUUGACACGUAUUGUUAACAACAUCAACACGUUUACAGAUCCUGAAGAAUGUUUUGAAUUUAUUCAAACAAUUACCAAUAACAAAAUAUGUAUGAUUGUUUCUGGUUCACUUGGACAACAUAUUGUAUCUCGUGUACAUGAUAUGUCUCAAGUAGACAGCAUUUUUAUUUUUUGUGACAAUCAAGAAUGGCAUAAACAAUGGGCGAAAGAAUGGUCUAAAAUAAAAGGAGUCUACACAGAUAUAACAUCAAUCUGUGAAGGUCUUAAACAAGCUGCUCACCAAUACCUAUUUGGUGGUAUACUUCUGAAUGUUUUUUUAUAUUCGAUGCUCAAUCAAGCAUUAAGAUUAAUGGAUGUUGAUAUUAUUCUUCGAAUGGGUUUCUUUAUUAAUGAUCUACAUCGUGAUAUUCAACGACUUCAUUCAGAACAAUUUGAUGGCGAGCAAUCUGGUGAAACAUUUACAGUUUAUCGUGGACAAUUUCUUUCAAAAGAAGAUUUUACCGAAAUGAAUAAAACCAAAGGUGGACUUCUUUCAUUUAAUAACUUUCUAUCAACAAGUAAAGAUCGUGAUGUUUCUCUCUUCUUUACACCACAAGAUGCUACAGAUCCUGCUUUUGUUAUAAUUCUAUUUGUUAUAUCAAUUAAUCUUACGGAUUCAACAACUCCAUUUGCUUCUAUUGCAGAUGUUAGUCGUCAUAAUGAUGAAGAUGAAGUUCUCUUCUCUAUGCAUACCGUUUUUCGCAUUAAAGAUAUUCAACCAAUAGAUGGAUAUAAUCAUGUUUACGAAGCUCAAGAAGUUUAUGAAGAUUUACUUGAUCAAACAACGGAUGAAAAUGACAAGGUACCUAUUUAUCACCAACUAGGUAUUAUCAAAGAUCGUCAAGGAGAACAUCAAGAAGCACUUACAUACUUAGAAAAAUCACUUGCUAUUAAACAAAAAACACUUUCUUCCAAUCAUCCUGAUUUGGCUAAUUCUUAUAACAGCAUCGGUUUGGUGUAUGACAGCAUGGGUGAUUAUCCAAAAGCACUUUCUUAUCAUAAGAAAAAUCUGGAAAUUCUGCAACGAUCACUUUCUUCCAAUCAUCCUGAUUUAGGUACUUCCUAUAACAACAUCGGUAAUAUGUACUACAACAUGGGUGAUUAUGAAAAAGCACUUUCUUAUUAUGAGGAAGAUUGUGCAAUUCUACAACAAUCACUUCCAUCUAAUCAUCCUAGUUUCAGUGAUUCCUAUUUAAACAUUGGUAUGGUGCAUGAGAAUAUGGGCAACUAUUCAAAAGCUCAUUCAUUUUAUGAACGUUCUGUACAAAUUGGGCAACAAUCAUUACCAUCAAAGCAUCCAACUCUUGAAGAACGUAGGAAAAAUCUCGAACGCAUGAAAAAGAAAUUACAAAUUCUUUCUGUAAUUUUUUUUUGGAAAACAAUAUAA